This is a messenger RNA of Theileria annulata, 2112 nucleotides long. RefSeq names its product ATP-dependent RNA helicase-related protein, putative. Gene Ontology annotation, molecular function: RNA binding. Gene Ontology annotation, cellular component: intracellular anatomical structure. The transcript is spliced from 6 exons. The record is from RefSeq and is a predicted model, not a curated record. The coding region runs from base 1 to 2112 and encodes 703 amino acids. Lineage: Eukaryota; Apicomplexa; Aconoidasida; Piroplasmida; Theileriidae.
AUGGAAAGAGUUAUAGAAAAGUAUAAGAACCAAAUCGUUCACUCUGUCGAAGAGUACAACGUGCUUGUUCUCUCAGGAUACCCAGACAGUUAUAUGUACUCAUUUGUUCCGUUUUACCUGUUUAACCGAGGCUUUACAGACCAAGUCAAACAGACCCCUAACCCCCCCAAAAUUUGCACAGUUUUCAACAACAAACAAGAUGUCCUUUAUUUUAGUGACCUCUGCUCAGCACUGGUCAGUGAUCAAUCCAAAGUUAAGUAUCUUAUGAUGGUUUUUUACUGUUUGACAAAAAUUUUAGUGACAACUAUACUUGACGAUAACUCCAACUAUAAUAAGAAGAGCGAAAUUGUGUACACAACCGACGAGUAUAUAAUCCGAAAAUUAUUAGUGGACCCCUUGCUGUCAGAAUUCUCUGUGUUCGUGUUGUGCAACCUACAAGAAAGACCAAUCAACAUGGACGUGCUUUUGGCACUUUUUAAGCGUCUCCUGAACGUCAGGAAAAGACUCAGACUGGUCCUGCUGUAUCAGUCGACAAACGUUAACUACAUUCUUGAAUAUUUUAAGAGGGAAACAAGCAAUGAGUCAAAUGAACCGGACAACGUCCCAACGCCAGAUUUUUGUCUAGGAGACUUCCCAUUAAAAGACGUCCAAUAUAUUUAUCUGGAAAACGAAUUCUCCUUCUAUAAAGUUAAUUACUUGUCAAGACCGACCUCCAAUUACUUGGAAACACUCAUAUCAACAGUGUAUGAUAUAUGUAAGAAUGAGAGUCGUGAUAAUAUCCUAAUAUUUGUGCCGACACGUGAACACGCACAUUUACUGAAGGCGGAACUUGAAGAAAUCGCAAAUCAGUUCUCGAGCGAUAAAGGCAUAAUUAACGUCAUGUGCCUUAGAGCUAACAUUUAUAUGGAAGAAAAGGAAAACGUUCUGAGGAACAUUUUCAUAUGCACAGAUGUAAAUGAUUAUAACUUCGGGAUGGGAGAAAUAACGUACCUGGUGGAUAGCUGUCUCACCAGACGACUUUCAUCAGAGUACCUAAACACUGGAAUGAGCGAGAAUAUUACACCCUCAACCAGAGAGGAAAUGAUGAUUAAAUCAUCACUAAUACAUAACGUACGUAGAGGACUGUGUUACCGAUUAAUGACGCAAGAUGAUUAUAAUUCAAUAGUGCAAGAGUUUAUAGUGCCUGAGAUCAUGACGAAGGAUCUCACACUGAUGGUGCUGCUAUUGAAAUCCCUGGGAAUCUCAAAGUUAAGCGACUUCGACUUUUUGACUAAGCCACCAGCAGAAUCGCUCAAGCACUCUCUCUUCACACUUUAUAUGCUAGGCGCCAUAGACGCCUCUGGCGAGUUGGUUUACCCGAUUGGAAACCUGAUGGCUGAAUUGAGGGUUACGCCAUACCUCUCUAGUUUCUUGUAUAGAUCAGUGGAGUCUGGAUGCUCAGAAGAAGCACUAAUCAUAUAUUCAAUGCUUCAGGUGAAGGAAAUUUUGUGGAAAAAGUCUUGUAAGAUAUAUCGUAACGAGUCCUCAUACCACACUGACCGCUUGGAGAGUGCAAAGUUAGCCUUCGCAGCACUUGAGGGAGAUUUGGUUUCCUAUUUCAACAUGUUUCAAUUGUCGCAGUAUUAUAAGGAUGAAGAUGACAGAUGGCUGUCAGUGCAUAUGGUUAACGAAAGAGCAAUACAAAUGGCCGAGAAAAUAAAAACCAAGACAACCAAACUCCUCGCGAAGUACGACCUCGAAACUAACAGCUGCGAUGGCAACGUUGAGCUCCUCAUCAAGACGAUUUUUUCUAGCUUCUUCCUAAACGUGGCUUGCAAGGAAUAUCUAGUCCAAAACUUCCAAAACUCAAAUCAAAUCAUAAGUCACCUGAAAGACAACAAGCCUUUGCACGUUUCUGAUCCCAAGAUAGAAGAUCAACAACCAUAUGUUUUAGUUAAAUCGUACCAAAAGUUUAAUUACAAGCCACUGUAUAUACACCCAUCUUCCUUCAUUGUUAAUGAGCAGCCGGACUGGGUCGUGUUUAACGAAUCCAACACCAUUGAUGGGAAGUUAUAUAUGCAUGACGUAACAACUAUAAGACCAGAGUAUCUUAAUUGGUUAUUAUAUACUUAA